UACGCCGAGGCGGGCGGGCGGGCGGGCGAACGGAGGACCCAGACAAAUUGUUCUGGCUGGCCCCAGGGGGCAGAGGACAGCUUCUGUACGGAACCGAGAAAGGCGCGUGAGGCUGCGGGCUUGGUCCAGCCUCAGGCCCGGCGCGUGGACUGGAAUUCUGGCUGUGGGUGCGAGCUCGUGACUUGGCGCCACUGUGGUCGCGACGUGCUGAAAAAUAUAUUUUUAAAAAAUAUGGAUGAAGAACCUGAAAGAACUAAGCGGUGGGAAGGAGGCUAUGAGAGAACUUGGGAAAUUCUUAAAGAAGAUGAAUCUGGCUCACUUAAAGCUACGAUAGAAGACAUUCUUUUCAAGGCAAAGAGAAAAAGAGUAUUUGAGAACCAUGGACAAGUUCGACUUGGAAUGAUGCGCCACCUUUAUGUGGUAGUAGAUGGAUCAAGGACAAUGGAAGACCAAGAUUUAAAGCCCAAUAGAUUGGCGUGUACAUUAAAGUUGUUGGAGUACUUUGUAGAAGAGUACUUUGAUCAAAAUCCUAUCAGUCAGAUCGGAAUAAUUGUAACUAAGAGUAAAAGAGCUGAAAAACUGACUGAACUCUCAGGAAACCCAAGGAAACACAUAACAUCUUUGAAAAAAGCUGUGGAUAUGACCUGCCAUGGAGAACCAUCUCUUUAUAAUUCCUUAAGCAUGGCCAUGCAGACUCUGAAACACAUGCCUGGACAUACAAGUAGAGAAGUCCUCAUCAUCUUUAGCAGCCUUACAACUUGUGAUCCAUCCAAUAUUUAUGAUCUAAUUAAGACCCUAAAAGCAGCUAAAAUCAGAGUGUCUGUCAUUGGCUUGUCUGCUGAGGUUCGGGUUUGUACUGCACUAGCUCGGGAAACUGGUGGCACAUACCAUGUGAUAUUAGAUGAAAGCCAUUACAAAGAAUUGCUAACACAUCAUGUUAGUCCUCCUCCUGCCAGCUCAAGUUCUGAAUGCUCACUUAUUCGUAUGGGAUUUCCUCAGCAUACCAUUGCUUCUUUGUCUGAUCAAGAUGCAAAACCUUCUUUUAGCAUGGCGCACCUGGAUAACAGUUCUGAGCCAGGGCUUACAUUAGGAGGCUAUUUCUGCCCACAGUGUCGGGCAAAGUACUGUGAGCUUCCUGUUGAAUGUAAAAUAUGUGGUCUUACUUUGGUCUCUGCUCCCCACUUGGCAAGGUCUUACCAUCAUUUAUUUCCUUUGGAUGCUUUUCAAGAAAUGCCUCUUGAAGAAUAUAAAGGAGAAAGAUUUUGUUAUGGAUGUCAGGGGCAAUUAAAGGACCAACAUGUCUAUGUUUGCUCUGUGUGCCAGAAUGUGUUCUGUGUGGACUGUGAUGUUUUUGUUCAUGACUCUCUCCACUGUUGUCCUGGCUGUAUUCAUAAGAUUCCAACACCUUCAGGUAUUUGAUUGCAGUAUGAGUACACAUAGUGUGUUAAAAAGAAAUUUGUGCUGAGUGUGGUGGUGCACAUCUGUAAUCCUAGCACUCAGGAGGCUUUCACG
Molecule: messenger RNA, 1512 nt
Organism: Fukomys damarensis (Damara mole-rat)
Lineage: Eukaryota; Metazoa; Chordata; Mammalia; Rodentia; Bathyergidae
Product: general transcription factor IIH subunit 2
Exons: 16
Coding region: 232-1419 (395 amino acids)
Biological process (GO): regulation of transcription by RNA polymerase II; nucleotide-excision repair; DNA-templated transcription
Cellular component (GO): transcription factor TFIIH holo complex; transcription factor TFIIH core complex
Molecular function (GO): zinc ion binding
Source: RefSeq, a predicted model, not a curated record